UCAGAGCACUUGUAAUAUCAAAUGCAAUAGCAUUGCGCGUUCUAGUGGCAUUUUACGGUAUCAUUAGAAAAGUUUUUUAAAACUUAUUCGACAACAAUGACAAAAGAAAAAGAACAGGACGAAAUUAUACCAUCUCCGUCUUAUUUAGAUUCGUGUGUAAAGACAUCAUUUGAUUUCCCGGAUUAUCCCCUCACAACUUCAAAAGUAUUCCGCACGGGACGACCAUCCAUCUCCGCCCCGCACUCUCGUUCUUGCUCCAUGAGGAAGGUUAAUCGUGACAAAAAUGCGCUUCUCAUUGACAGAAAAAGACGCAACAGUCUUCCUAUGGACCUCGCAGACCUUGCAUGCCCAUAUAUUUCAUCAGACAUUCAGUCCACAUGUGAAAGUUCUCAAGACACUUUUCAACGUGUGAGGUCCUUCAAAAUGACAUCCAAAGGGCUCGUUAACCACGGUGACUCCCUCAGAAACAAGAGCAAAUCUAAGACUUUCUCGCGAAGUAGUUCUCUAAAAGACAACAGACGACAGCGGAUAUCCAGUGAUACCUCGGACGAUACCUGUAGCUCGGUGUCCAGUUGUUCCGGGGGUUACUAUCGUGUCGUCAUCCUAGGGAGCCCCAGUGUGGGCAAAACGGCCCUCAUGAACCAGUUUAUGACGUCAGAGUACACGGGAGGACUAGAUCUGGGAACAGAGGAAGAUAGCGACACCAUGAGUGUUUCGGUUCUUUUGGAUGGCGAGGAAUCUUCUCUAGAAUUUCUGGAUGUUCAUGCCCAGGACAGUGUCGGGGGAGGUUUCUUCGAUGCCUUUGUCUUCGUGUACUCUGUGGAUGACGUGGCCUCGUUUGAGUCUGUGGAAGAAACCAUGUACCACUUAAGACAUGACCUGGGAUCUGACCGUCCCUUCAUACUGGUUGCCAACAAAAUCGACCUUGUGCGAAACCGAAAAGUCAGCCCUGAAGAAGGUAAAAAGGUCGCCCAUCAACACGAUGCAAAAUACAUAGAGACCUCGGUGACUCUGCACCACCAUAUUGACGAGUUGUUGGUGGGAAUAUUACGUCAGAUCCGGAUUAAAUUAAACGUCAUUUACCCGGAAGUUACGCAGUCAAAGAACAGCAAAAAAGGACCAAGAGGGCUUUUGAAAAGGAUAUUCAGACUGAGCAGGAAAAACGAAGAACUUGUAGAAAAUGUCUUUGAAUAAUGGACGCUGGCUUUGUGUACAUGUGUCUGCGAUUCAUCAGUUGUACGUGGAUAACAUUGCCAGUUUAUCAUCGCGAUUUCUGAAUGGCCGAUGCAUGACAUUCUCAACUCUUCUGUUACGAAGAGCGCAUUUGCUCCAUUUGAUGAUUCUGUUGAACAAUAUUGUUAUGGACAUGAAUGCUAAUGCAGAAACAUUUCUUUCAUAAACAUUUAAAAUACAUACACUUAUGUACAUUACUACUUGUAUUCCAUAAACUUAUUUAUGAAAUACACAUGUACCGCGCAUCCGGUGAACUCAUAAAAAUGACGUCAUAAUUGACCUUAAUCCAUUAUCAUAUUGUCAUUAUGUCAUCAAGAGAGUCAAUUGUCAAAAUGCCAUUCAUAUACUACCGUGUGAAUAUCAUUCCAAUCCUGUAACAUAUUCUAUUCAUCAACAGUUUGACAAUCAUGCUCUAUGUGAUAUUCUAUGUUUACUGCAAUAAACAUAUUUUAAUACUUGCA
Messenger RNA from Magallana angulata, 1694 nucleotides. RefSeq names its product GTP-binding protein RAD-like. NCBI's taxonomy places the organism in Eukaryota, Metazoa, Mollusca, Bivalvia, Ostreida, Ostreidae. Gene Ontology annotation, molecular function: GTP binding; calcium channel regulator activity; GTPase activity. The coding region runs from base 97 to 1194 and encodes 365 amino acids. The transcript is spliced from 4 exons. The record is from RefSeq and is a predicted model, not a curated record. Gene Ontology annotation, cellular component: plasma membrane.